Metopolophium dirhodum (rose-grain aphid) is the source of this 1019-nucleotide messenger RNA. RefSeq names its product putative nuclease HARBI1. The coding region runs from base 80 to 889 and encodes 269 amino acids. Lineage: Eukaryota; Metazoa; Arthropoda; Insecta; Hemiptera; Aphididae. The transcript has 2 exons. The record is from RefSeq and is a predicted model, not a curated record.
UAUAUGCGCAUAUCAGUUAGUCAAGUCAAGGCAAGACAAGACUAGACAAACAUAAAAAAAUACACAAACAGUUACCAAAAUGUCAUCUGACGAAGAGGUUGCAGUUUGUCUGUGGUACACUCUACAAGAGUUAGAGAAAAAACAGACAAAAAAAUUAUGGGUUCAUCCAUUAAAUCAGAAACGUAUAACUCAUAAUGUGAUAUUUUCUUUAUUAUGUGAAUUACGUGCUGAUGAAAGUAAAUUUAAAAAUUACACACGUGUUAAUAUUGAUACGUUUGACUUUAUUUUACAACAAAUACAAGAAGAAAUUAGAAAACAGGAUACUCAUUUUAGGAAAAGUAUUUCUCCUGAAGAAAGACUGUUGCUUACAUUAAGUUUUUUGUCCUCUGGAGAACGUUUUCAACGCUUGCAUUAUAAUCUGCGAGUAGGAGCUACUACAGCAGGUAAAAUUGUUAAUGAAACGUGUAAAGCAAUAUGGAAACUCCUAUCACCACAAUUUAUGCCUUUGCCAACUACUGAAGAUUGGUUAAAGAUUGCAAAUGGAUUUGAAAAAUGUUGGGAUUUUCCAAAUUGUGUCGGCGCCAUCGAUGGUAAGCAUAUAGCCAUUCAAUGUCCACCCAAUUCAGGAUCCGGAUUUUUUAACUACAAAGGACACCAUUCUAUAGUUUUACAAGCAGUAGUUGAUGCUAAUACUAAAUUUAUAUUUAUUGAUGUUGGGGAUUUUGGUCGUAAUAGUGAUGGAGGUGUUCUUAAGGAAUCAAAUUUUGGAAAAUUACUAGAAGCUAAUAAAUUGCUUUUACCUCAGCCAAGAAAAAUAAAUAAAGAUUUAGAGUAUGAAUUUCCAUUUGUUUUUGUCGCGGACGAAGCGUAUCCUUUAAAACCAAUUUAAUGAAACCAUUUGCACGUAGACCACUUACAAAUUUAAAGCGAAUUUAUAACUACCGGCAAUCACGAGCGAGGAGAAUUGUGGAGUGUGCUUUCGGCAUAUUAACAAAACGGUUUAAUGUAUUUGAGAAUAA